CAUGCUACCAAGAGAGUAGAUCAACUCUUGUCUUGAUGCUACCUGUACCUACGACUCGAUCGAGCCACAACUGGCUGAGAUUCUUGCUCAUUCUUCUAUUUUCUAAGCUUGAGUGUGAGGACUGACGGAUAUCCGUGCAGUAAUCUGCCUUGGUAAACUGUAGUGUAUCAGGGACGGGCUUUGGACUUGGAGAUCAGCUGGCUGUGCCAGGGCAUCGCGGUGUCGAUCCCCUGCGAUCGGGCGCGAGGCGACUGACUGUUCUACUACUACUAGUACAUGUACUACACUUCUCACCGGCCAGUGCCACGCACCUGGACUAGUCAGUCCCGAUCAAAGCGAUAAUCCCUACUGCGCAUCUAAGAUCUUUGUGGCCUCUUCUCUCUGCCUUUCUUGUCAACCGAGUGACGAUUAACAACAGCAAUGGAUGGCCAGGAAAAUAAAGUGUACGACACGAAACACCCCACCGGCAUCUCAACAAGUGUACCAAUAGUAGGCUCUGCAAACCCAGGCAACCCAGUGGCAUCCGUUGGUGAAAUAGAAAUACCCGAAGCAUCUGAGUGGUAUCAGAAAGGCACAGCUGCCGCAAGCCAACAUCCAAUGUACCGGACUACAACGGCCACUGCCUAUGGGGCAAGACACAACACAGUGGAGUUUCUACCAACUUCUCACCAUGGCAAGAAUAACGGCUUUUCCCAGCAUUUGGCAGGUGCUGGAAUGUAUCGUGAUAAGGGACUCAACACGACCACGGAUAAAAAGUUUCUUUGCCAGCCCAGUACGUAAGCAGUCUGUGCCACUUCAUCCCUUCACUAGGAGCAGACACUAUUGUAGCUGUUACGUUACCGACCUAUUCCCCCACCACCCCCUCCCUUUCCAGUGUGUGUGUGUGUGUGUGUGUGUGUGUGUGUGUGUUGCCAAAUACAGAGUAGAACAAGUCCCUUCCCAAGAGGUAACUAUUUGACUUCAAGUCUCUAACAUGUGGCAAAUUGAUUGUUAUUCCUUGUAACCUGGCGGCAGUAUUUUCCAUGUGAGUGCUCAUACUUUCCUCGGGCUAUGCAACGUAAUUACACGGUUCUGCUUUCAAGGUCAUACAUAAUCUCUCCUCACAGUCUCCUCUUGAAUUUAAAAGUCUAACAGCGUUCACAUCAAUACUCAACUUAUUCUUUUGCUCACUGAGCAAUACAAUCUUUCCAUUCUCUUUCUUCUGUUUUCUUUUUCAACUCAAUCCUCCCUACCCAAUCUCCCUUUGGUGCGUCCAUGGAGCCAUGAAGCCGAGACCUCUGGUCGGCGGAGCUUAAUGGGCUCCACCACCACACUCCAUUAGUCACCUCCAGUGUCUGGAGAUAUUAUGUGGAUUUUGUGGAAAAAAAAAGAAAAAAGGUACUUUGAAGUACAUGUACAUAUUGUUCCA
Sycon ciliatum is the source of this 1408-nucleotide messenger RNA. Its product is annotated as piercer of microtubule wall 2 protein-like. Lineage: Eukaryota; Metazoa; Porifera; Calcarea; Leucosolenida; Sycettidae. The coding region runs from base 421 to 780 and encodes 119 amino acids. Gene Ontology annotation, biological process: axoneme assembly. The record is from RefSeq and is a predicted model, not a curated record. The transcript has 6 exons. Gene Ontology annotation, cellular component: axonemal microtubule.